CAAAAAGGUAAAAAGCCCUCCUUUUCGUAAUAUUUCUUUUAAAUGAGAGAAUAACUGGCUACCUACUCUGAAUGAAUACUAAAAUGCAUUCAAAACAAACACAAUUUUAUCUAAUUUGAUUAGUAAUCAAUUUUGCAUAAAUGUUAAAUUAAAGGUAGUGAUUAAUUUCGAAUUAAUUUAUUCAAGAGAAAUUAAAUGUGUAGUUUUUUUCAUAAAUUUAAUUUCUUUUGAAUAAAGUUCACCAAAAUUACCAUGCAAGAAAUAAUCUCCAUACAUAUCGGACAAGCAGGCACACAAAUUGGUAACGCUUGUUGGGAAUUAUACUGCAUUGAACACGGAGUUCUACCCAAUGGAUUCCUCACCACCGAUGUAGCCCCUUGUUGCCUCAGAGAGUGCGAAACAUUUACCACAUUUUUCGAAGAAACAGUGGUAGGCAAAUAUGUACCGAGGGCUGUGUUUGUUGAUUUGGAACCUAACGUUAUCGAUGAAAUACGAAACAAUCAAUUCCAACAUUUUUUCCAUCCUUCUGGGUUGAUUUCUGGUAAAGAAGAUGCGGCUAAUAAUUUUGCCAGAGGGCGAUAUACCGUUGGACGAGAGUUAUCUUCGGCUUUAUUUACCGCUAUUAGGAAGGAGGCUGAUUUGUGUAAUAAUUUGGAAGGGUUUUUUAUAUUCCAUUCGAUGGGCGGUGGUACAGGAUCCGGAUUGACGUCUUUAUUAAUGGAACAUCUGACUGCCGAGUAUGGGAAGAAGCAUAAAUUGCAGUUUAUUAUUUAUCCAUCUCCAAGGCUAUCAACCACAGUAGUGGAGCCAUACAACGCUGUUCUAACCACCAGCGACACCAUAGAGAGCAGUAACUGCGCCUUUCUCACCGACAACGAAGCCCUCUACGACAUUUGCUCUCGCCACAUAGACAUGGAGUUACCCACAUACGUGGACCUGAAUCGUAUCCUAGCUCAAGUUAUCUCAGCCCUAACAGCAUCGAAACGUUUCGAAGGCUCCAUCAACGUCGACCUGACCGAAUUUCAAACCAACUUGGUACCCUACCCUCGAAUACACUUUCCACUCAUCUCGUACGCUCCAUUUUUCUCAAUUCAGCGAGCCAAUCACGAAAUCGUAACGAUAUCCCACCUAACCCGUAUGUGUUUCGAAAGAAGCGCUCAAAUGCUAAAAUGUGAUCCGCGACACGGUAAAUAUAUGGCCUGCUGUAUGCUGUAUCGUGGCCUAGUGCCACCCAAAGAAGUAAAUUCUUCGAUCCAGGUAAUCAAAGCGAGCCACAUACCGUUUGUGAAAUGGUGCCCUACCGGUUUUAAAGUAGGAAUCAACUAUCAACCUCCGGCCGCAGUUCCAGGCAGUAAUUUAGCCAAAGUGGACUUGGCCUGUUGCGCCGCCAGCAAUACAACAGCCAUUGGCGAAGUUUGGGCGAGAAUAAAUUACAAAUUUGAUUUAAUGUUCUCGAAAAGAGCCUACGUUCAUUGGUACAUCGGCGAAGGUAUGGAAGAAUCUGCAUUCGUUGAUGCCAGAGAAAACUUGGCCGCUUUGGAGAAAGAUUACGAAGAAUGUGCUCAGGAUGGCGAUGAUCAGAGUUCUUCAGGCGGCGAAUCAGAAGGUGAAAGCUUGAUUACUGGUGAGACUUCGACGACCGCGUAUCCCACCAUUGAAGAUGCUGGUGAUGAUGGCCAGCAGUAGUCGGUUUUUGUUUGAAAUUUGUUUGUUACAAAAAAAAAGUUGUGUUUAAGUUUCAGUUUACUUACCUAUUUUAUAAUCGUGUGAAUUUUAAAAUCUACAAUAAGCUAUUCUUAGUGGUAUUUUUAAUUUCUGAAAUUAUUUUUGAUGUGUUAGUGUACUUUUGUUUGAUGGUGGUUUUGUUUUGAAAUUUUUAAUCGUAUUUUUAAAAUGGUUGAAAUUGUAAUUUUAAAAUUUGUGUUCGAUGACUUUUUUCUGUUGUAUAAAAUAAAGGGUAAAUUUUAAUAAUAUUAUGACGUAUCAUUUUUUUACGAUAUUUUAUUUGGUAGGUACCUAUCGUAAGAGUAAGCAUUAUAAUUCGUACCUUAUUAAAGGUGGCUAAUUUAAAUAGAUACGAGUAUAUUGAACGUAAAAUAAUUAGGUACCUAUUAAUCAUUUUUUUAAUAUUAAGUGCGUGCAGUUGAUAUUUUCAAAGGGUGAGCUCAAGUCUGACCAUUUUGUUUCUUGAAGGAGUUGA
Molecule: messenger RNA, 2200 nt
Organism: Planococcus citri (citrus mealybug)
Lineage: Eukaryota; Metazoa; Arthropoda; Insecta; Hemiptera; Pseudococcidae
Product: tubulin alpha-8 chain-like
Exons: 4
Coding region: 253-1686 (477 amino acids)
Biological process (GO): microtubule cytoskeleton organization; mitotic cell cycle
Cellular component (GO): cytoplasm; microtubule
Molecular function (GO): structural constituent of cytoskeleton; GTP binding
Source: RefSeq, a predicted model, not a curated record